Molecule: messenger RNA, 1311 nt
Organism: Pygocentrus nattereri (red-bellied piranha)
Lineage: Eukaryota; Metazoa; Chordata; Actinopteri; Characiformes; Serrasalmidae
Gene: nhej1
Product: nonhomologous end-joining factor 1
Exons: 8
Coding region: 134-1096 (320 amino acids)
Biological process (GO): double-strand break repair via nonhomologous end joining
Cellular component (GO): DNA ligase IV complex; nucleus
Molecular function (GO): DNA end binding
Source: RefSeq, a predicted model, not a curated record
CAGACAUACUUCUCGAAGCGGAACUCUUUGGUCCAGCUUGUAGUUCUGGGGAAUACUACCCUGCAGCGGAACGGUCCAAACAGGCUGUGAAACCCACUGCUCAGGUGGAUGUGUGGUCCUGCGCUGCGGUGUUAUGGAGACUGCGGCUGGUCCGGCGCUGCCGUGGGUGCCUGUAAGCGUGGGGGACUCCAGAUUGCUGGCCAAAGCCUGGUUCGGUGACACUGAAUAUAAAGUGCUUCUGAGUGACCUGACCAACGUGUGGGAGGAAGAGAUGAGCAGAGACAGUAUCCAGAGUCGAGCUCAGGAGCUGAAUAAGCGUUUGAGGGCUCCAGUACAGGCGUUCUUCGCUCACCUGCGGUCUGUGGCCGUCCCAUGUCUCUCCGGGCAGUCAGAUGACCAGAGCACAUCAUCAUACUUCUCUCUUGAGCCUCACAGUAGCCACCUAACUGUCAAAGUCAAAAGCGAGCUAGCAGGAGUGCCCUUCUAUUGGGAGUUCCGCUGCACCCCUGCCCCGGUAGAAGUGGUGUCCAGACAGCUGGUGCGCCCCCUGCUAGCUGUGACUCUUGUACUGCAAAGGCAGGUUGGGGAGCUGGCCACUCUGCUGGCUAGGAAAGAUGCUGAGAUACAGGACUACAAAGAGAAUGGAGCCAUUCUUAGCCGAGGCAGGCUUCAGACCGAGCCAUUCGAGGAGGAAACCUAUCAAAAGAACUUUAUCACCCAGACUCUUCCUCAGAUGGGCGUGCUGCAGGACUGUCUGGAGUUUAAUUCUGGGUUGCAGGAGCUGUAUGUGGCUGUGAGCACUGCAAGAAACAGCGAGAAACGUAAACGCUCUGCUGAGCAUGAUUCUGCUUCAACAGACAACUUCAGCUUUGUCCCUGAACGUACCACACCCGACCAGGACCACAGCAGUCUGCCUAAAGGUAGCUUUAUUCAUGAUAUGAGGCCUGGGUCUAAUCAAAACGAUCUCCAGCAGCCACUAGGAGAAGCCCAGGAGGCUGACACUGAACAGACGGUGCCACUCAUACCUGCUGCUGCAUCUGCAAACCGAUUGCCUCUGCGGCCCAAGAAGAAGAAAGUGGUGGGGCUCUUCCGGUGACAUUGGGUCUUUUUCGCAUGUCCUCCACAAUAGUAUAGAUCUUUCUCAGUGUACUGUUACUUAAAUGAUCUACUUUCAAUUCUACUUGGACAUCUAGAUACAAUGAGUGUUUGUUUUUUCAUUGUUCUCUGGAUCUUUUAUCUGUUUUAAUUAAGUCUGUCCACAUGCAAGAUUUUAUUGAAAUAAAGAACUAAGCUAUUUUAUUUGAAGUCUCA